Messenger RNA from Phoenix dactylifera (date palm), 1294 nucleotides. RefSeq names its product E3 ubiquitin-protein ligase ATL42-like. The record is from RefSeq and is a predicted model, not a curated record. Lineage: Eukaryota; Viridiplantae; Streptophyta; Magnoliopsida; Arecales; Arecaceae.
AGAAAUCCACCGCCCGGUCCGCAGCCGCGCGGGCCCCGCCCCCACAGCGACCCUUGAGGCGUUCGAUUCCAAGGGCAAUCCCACAAGUCGCCCAGCGUUUCUACUCUCCCUCUUAUCAUACCAUUCCUUGCCAUCGGCCAAAGCUAUUCGCAAUUCCCGGAUGGGUAUAAUCCGUCCGAUCUCCGGCUCCCAACCCCUCCACCCCCAAUCCAUCAUUCGUGGUGGUGGCGGCGGCGGCGGCGGAGGAGGAGGAGGAGUUUGAUAGGGAGGGAGGGAGGAAGAGGAAGAGAGGGAUAGGCUCGGCGGCGGCGGAGGCAGCGAGGAGAGAUGCUGGGGUCGGGAUUGAACCUGGUGACGACGGUGAUAGGAUUCGGGAUGAGCGCCACCUUCAUCGUGUUCGUCUGCGCCCGCCUGAUCUGUGGCCGGGCCCGCUCCGCCGACUCCCGGGACGUCGCCUUCGACCUCGAGCUCCGUUCAGAUCUCGAAGCGUCGGAGCAUGGGAUCAGUGGUUUGGAGCCUGUAGUCGUUGCUGCAAUUCCAACAAUGAAGUACAAACGUGAGGCUUUCCAAUCAAGAGAAGAUGCCCAGUGUUCCAUAUGUUUAGGAGAGUAUGAAGAGAAAGAAGUGCUGCGGAUUAUGCCAUCAUGCGGUCACAGCUUUCAUCUUGCCUGCAUUGAUGUGUGGCUGCAAAAACAAGCAACCUGUCCAAUUUGUCGAUUGCCGCUUAAUGACGCCUUUGAUGCAAAAUAUGCUGCAUCUCCCUUAUUUGAUGCCCAUCAUACAGUGGGCAACCCCGAGGGUUCUAGUGAUCGAUCUAACCAGUGGUUACUUCCUGGCCAUCAGCGUUCAGAGGCCAGCGAGAAUAACCAAGAAAUCCAUGAAUCUGUAUCUGUUGUCAUUGCAGUUCCACAUGGAGAAAACCGAGAAGCUAGGGCAUAGUUGAAAAAGGACAUCAUGGGCUAAGUUGAUGAAGCUUAGUGUGUCCAAUAUUUGAAACUGGUUUGUAUCUCCAGGUACGGUAAAAAUUUGAUCUUCGUGGCCCAUUAUAGUCAUGGAAGUUUAUUGGCUUGGAAUCCUGGGAUCUGAUAGAUUUUGUAAAGGAAAUACUUAAAAGCUGAUCUUAAAUCCUCUGCAAGACAUAAAAUUACUUUAGACAGAGUAUCUCUUUAAUCCAUGAGUGUAGACAUUUUUUUAAUGCAAUGGAGGAAUUAAAAGGUGCGGUCUGGCAUCUGGGCAAAUCUGUAAAGUUUGUGACUUUGGAUUAUGUACAAUACUUUGAGAUUGUUUACUUGUU